AUGCCUGGCGAAAUAGAAAUAGAACACCAUGAUUCCAAGAUACGGCAUAUGUAUGAGACAGUUCUGGAUCACCGACACGGAUGGAACAAGGCCAUGACAACAAAUCUAAUCUGCAGGAUCAAUUCUGAAGACACCCCUUUGAUAAUACAAAACGCACAUGGCAACAAACAUGCAGAGGAACUAUUGCUAGAUGAACUGAAUCAAAGGGAUAAAUCGUUGUUGACCACAAUAACCAUAUAUACAAAUAAUUCUCCUUGCUCAAACAAGGGUCACGACUGCGCCAGGCAGUUGAUCAAGUUUCUCAAUGAAAACACUCACGUUAUUAUGGUAUUUUAUGUCACAAAUUUGUACAAGAUACGAAGGGUGUCUUGCAAAAGUGAAGAGCAUUAUUCACUUGUUUCCCAAGCCGACUUUAAAGCUAACAAUACUGGGCUAAAAGACAUGAUGAAGCACGGCCGCUGCGUGGUCAGUGCAUUCAGUUACGCUGUCUGGGUUGAGUUGUUAAACAUCGCGCCUGUUUCAGAGGUAUUCAAGUCGCAACUUCUAGCUAGAUACAGAACUAUUUUGGACACGAAUGACAGAAGUCGAGAAGAAGAGGAUAAUCGUAUUAGAUCAGAUUUGGCGUAUAUUAGAUAAAUACCAUUUGUCUUGCAACAGAUUAAUCUCUAUGUUAUACUUUAUAUGCAUAAUUUAUACUUUAUAUCAUCCUUUGAUUUCUUUGCGAGAGGACUUAUUUGGAAAUGUGGAGGACAAAAGACUAUUUUUAUUCUGGAUUAUGUUGAUUGUUAAGGCCUAUAUCUGAUAAAUGAAAGGAGUCUAAAGAUUUCUAAAAUUUUAAUUGAAACAGCUUGGAUAUAUAUUAGGUGAAGUUGAUUAAAAAAAUAACAUAGUUACUACAUGUAGUAAUAGUCGUGAAUAAAUCCGUCAUUUUCAAUAAGCUAUUGAAAGAGAGAGCUGCAAAUCUCGGAUUUAUUUUCUUUUUAAGUGCCCCAUAAGGCAUUUAGAUAAACCAUUUUGUUUUGACCGAACAGUUUCAGUACUGGAAGCAACAGAAAAUUAUAUAUAUCCUUCUAGAGCCAGAAUAUUUUAAUUAAAGUUUUGACAU
Magallana angulata is the source of this 1105-nucleotide messenger RNA. RefSeq lists its product as uncharacterized. Lineage: Eukaryota; Metazoa; Mollusca; Bivalvia; Ostreida; Ostreidae. Gene Ontology annotation, biological process: cytidine to uridine editing. Gene Ontology annotation, cellular component: cytoplasm; nucleus. Bases 1 to 636 code for a protein of 211 amino acids. The record is from RefSeq and is a predicted model, not a curated record. Gene Ontology annotation, molecular function: RNA binding; zinc ion binding; cytidine deaminase activity. The transcript has 2 exons.